This is a messenger RNA of Brienomyrus brachyistius, 1455 nucleotides long. It is a transcript of the gene or40a1, whose product is annotated as odorant receptor, family 40, subfamily A, member 1. The transcript is spliced from 2 exons. Bases 102 to 1091 code for a protein of 329 amino acids. Gene Ontology annotation, cellular component: membrane. The record is from RefSeq and is a predicted model, not a curated record. Lineage: Eukaryota; Metazoa; Chordata; Actinopteri; Osteoglossiformes; Mormyridae. Gene Ontology annotation, biological process: G protein-coupled receptor signaling pathway. Gene Ontology annotation, molecular function: olfactory receptor activity; G protein-coupled receptor activity.
UCUCCUCCCUGUUAAAAACGGGCAUUUUCACCAUCAUUGUCACAUAGCUGUUGGCCAACCUGGAAGACUGGAGCCAAGAGUUCACCGGAUUACAACUUUAAAUGAAUUCAUCGCUGGUUUCCUACAAUGGCACAGGUGCUUCAGACAGUGGCUUUUAUAUCAUUACAUUCCAGACUUUACAGAACAAAAACUACUUGAUUUUUGCUCUGUCAAUCAUUUUCUUUAUUACACUCAUGGUUAAUCUCGUCCUGUUGGCUUUUGUGUACUCAAACCCGAGCUUGCACAAUGCAAAGUAUGUUGCGGUGUGCAACCUAGCGGUGGUCGAUAUCUCCCUUAGCAGUGUUAUCAUACCUCAAAUGGUGCCAGUCUUUGUGCUAAACCUGAGCUACGUGUCAUUUGAGUUGUGCUUUUCUCAGAUGUUUUUCCUGCAUUUCUUUGCUGACAUGGAAUCUUUUUCUUUGGCUGUUUUGGCAUAUGAUCGCCUAGUUGCUAUAUGCCUCCCUCUACGAUAUCCAGUUAUAAACACCAUUCAAAGAAUGUGCCUCAUUCUGGCUGGUGUAUGGUUUCUGGUUUUUCUCCUGGAAAUUUAUCCUGUGAGUCUGGCCUCUAGAUUGUCCUACUGUGCUUCCAGGGUUGUGCGUAGCUGUUGCUGUGAGCAUGGGCCUGUAUACAUACUGGCCUGCGGUGACAUUUCAUAUAAUAAGAGACUAGCAACAGCAAAGUCGAUGGUCGUUCUACUGUGUCCUCUGGCUUUCAUCAUCAUCACCUACCUUAUAGUGGUCAUCACAGUGCUGAAGAUUGCUUCUGUGGAACAGUGCUGGAAAGCCUUCAACACCUGCUUCACACACUUGCUCCUGGUUCUGACUUAUUACCUGCCUGUGAUUCUAGCAUAUCUGUUAGGAAGUGUGCGUUUGAUGUUGACUCCAGAUCUGCUGACUGCAAUUAUAACUGUGACCUCCACUUUGCCUCCCAUGCUGAACCCCAUCAUUUACAGCCUCAAGACAGAAGAACUGAGGGUAAUAAUAAUAAAGGUGCUUGGAUGGAAAAAGGUGGCCCCUGAAUUAAGCAAUAAACAUUCAACAAUCAACUAAAACUGUUCUAUGUUUUAAUUUCAUUGAUUAAAACUGGACAUUUAUUUUUUAGGAAUUUACUUCCAUUAUUCAUUAUUCUGUUACGUAUUAUUGCAAAUGUGUGUAAUUUACCAUGUUUUUGUACCCUAUUAAUUAAUUUCUAAUUUAUUAAUUUUGUUUACCCCGUUCAUUUUUUGUGAAAAUAAUUGUAUACUUAUUGCAUGUAAAUGUACUAUAAAAAUAUGUAUAUAUUGGAAAAUAAAAAGUGUAUGUAAUUUGUGACAAAUAGAAAGUACCAGAAAAUGGAGUUUUUAAAUUUUCUUUUUGAUCAAGGUGUUUUUGGUAAUUAACGAAGUGCACUCUAACAAUAACCUGACUCAAAUUA